Orcinus orca (killer whale) is the source of this 9215-nucleotide messenger RNA. It is a transcript of the gene WDR59, whose product is annotated as WD repeat domain 59. The coding region runs from base 125 to 2836 and encodes 903 amino acids. NCBI's taxonomy places the organism in Eukaryota, Metazoa, Chordata, Mammalia, Artiodactyla, Delphinidae. Gene Ontology annotation, molecular function: protein binding. The transcript has 26 exons. The record is from RefSeq and is a predicted model, not a curated record.
ACGGAAGGGGGGACGGGGCGUGGCUGGACUGGCUCGGGGCUGCGUGGGGCUCACCGAACCCGGGAACGCGGGUGUCGUGGGUGGGAACGCGUAGUCCUGGGACCGCCGAGUCUGGGCGCGGGAGAUGGCGGCGCGAUGGAGCAGCGAGAACGUGGUGGUGGAGUUCCGCGACUCCCAGGCAACUGCAAUGUCUGUGGACUGUCUGGGGCAGCAUGCAGUGCUUUCCGGCCGCCGAUUCCUAUACAUCGUCAGUCUAGAUGCCCCCUUCGAAGGUCACAGAAAGAUCUCACGCCAGAGCAAGUGGGACAUUGGAGCCGUGCAGUGGAAUCCUCAUGACAGCUUCGCGCACUAUUUUGCAGCCUCGAGCAACCAACGUGUCGACCUUUAUAAGUGGAAAGACGGCAGUGGGGAAGUCAGCACGACCUUACAAGGCCACACUCGUGUCAUCAGUGACUUGGACUGGGCAGUGUUUGAGCCAGAUCUCCUGGUCACCAGCUCUGUGGACACCUACAUCUACAUUUGGGAUAUCAAAGAUACACGGAAGCCGACCGUUGCACUGUCUGCUGUAGCGGGUGCCUCACAGGUCAAAUGGAAUAAAAAAAACGCUAAUUGCCUUGCCACCAGUCAUGAUGGGGAUGUACGGAUAUGGGACAAGCGGAAGCCCAGCACAGCAGUGGAGUAUCUCGCAGCCCACCUCUCCAAAAUCCACGGCCUGGACUGGCACCCAGACAGCGAGCACAUUCUUGCUACCUCCAGUCAAGACAACUCUGUCAAGUUCUGGGAUUACCGCCAGCCUCGGAAAUACCUCAAUAUUCUCCCUUGCCAGGUGCCUGUCUGGAAGGCCCGAUACACUCCUUUCAGCAAUGGAUUGGUGACCGUGAUGGUUCCCCAGCUGCGGAGGGAGAACAGCCUGCUCUUGUGGAAUGUCUUUGACUUGAACACGCCGGUCCAUACCUUCGUAGGCCAUGAUGAUGUGGUGCUGGAAUUCCAGUGGAGGAAACAGAAGGAAGGGUCCAAGGACUACCAACUGGUUACGUGGUCACGGGAUCAGACCCUGAGAAUGUGGCGGGUGGAUUCCCAGAUGCAGAGGCUUUGUGCAAAUGACAUCUUAGAUGGUGUUGAUGAGUUCAUUGAGAGCAUUGCUCUUCUGCCGGAACCAGAGAAGACCCUUCACACUCAGGAUACAGAUCACCAGCACAACUCCAGCCACGGGGAGGAAGAAGUCUUAAAGGAAGACCCCCCAAGCAGUCUCCUGGAAGAGAAGAAAUCAGAGCAGCUGGGCCUGCCUCAGACUCUGCAGCAGGAGUUCUCCCUGAUCAACGUGCAGAUCCGCAAUGUGAACGUGGAGAUGGACGCAGCAGACAGGAGCUGCACAGUGUCUGUGCACUGCAGCAACCACCGCGUCAAGAUGCUGGUGAAGUUCCCUGCGCAGUACCCGAACCACGCGGCCCCUUCCUUCCAGUUCAUUAACCCCACCACCAUCACAUCCACUAUGAAAGCGAAGCUGCUCAAGAUCCUGAAAGACACUUCCCUGCAAAAAGUGAAACGCAACCAGAGCUGUUUGGAGCCCUGCCUGCGCCAGCUCGUCUCCUGCCUUGAGUCUUUUGUGAACCAAGAAGACAGCGCUUCCAGCAAUCCCUUCGCGCUCCCGAACUCUGUUACGCCACCCCUACCGACAUUUGCCCGGGUGACCACCGCCUACGGGUCCUACCAGGAUGCCAAUAUUCCCUUUCCCAGGACCUCGGGGGCCAGAUUCUGCGGGGCAGGGUACCUGGUGUAUUUCACAAGGCCCAUGACGAUGCACCGAGCGGUGUCUCCGACUGAGCCUACUCCGAGGUCUCUGUCAGCUUUGUCUGCCUAUCAUACCGGCUUGAUUGCGCCCAUGAAGAUCCGCACAGAGGCCCCUGGGAACCUCCGUUUGUACAGCGGGAGCCCCACGCGCAGUGAGAAGGAGCAGGUCUCCAUCAGCUCCUUCUACUACAAGGAGCGGAAAUCAAGGAGAUGGAAAAGUAAGCGUGAGGGAUCGGACUCUGGGAAUCGACCAAUCAAGGCUGCUGGGAAAGUGAUCAUUCAGGAUAUUGCCUGCCUUCUUCCUGUUCACAAGUCAUUGGGAGAACUAUACAUAUUGAAUGUGAAUGAUAUUCAAGAAACAUGUCAGAAGAAUGCCACUUCUGCCUUGCUUGUUGGAAGGAAGGAUCUCGUCCAGGUUUGGUCGCUGGCUACAGUAGCUACGGAUCUUUGCCUUGGUCCGAAGUCUGACCCAGAUUUGGAAACACCCUGGGCUCGACAUCCAUUUGGGCGACAGCUACUGGAGUCCCUGCUGGCUCAUUACUGCCGGCUCCGGGACGUGCAGACGUUGGCUAUGCUCUGCAGCGUGUUUGAAGCCCAGUCUCGGCCGCAGGGGAUACCAAACCCCUUCGGGCCUUUUCCCAGCCGCUCAUCUAACCUUGUGGUGUCCCACAGUCGAUACCCCAGCUUUACAUCCUCUGGUUCCUGCUCGAGUAUGUCCGACCCAGGAUUCAACACUGGUGGCUGGAACAUAGUGGGAAGAGAGACAGAGCACAUAUCUUCACCCUGGGGAGAGUCCUCACCAGAAGAAAUCCGAUUUGGGAGUCUGACCUACAGUGAUCCUCGUGAGCGAGAGCGUGACCAGCACGAUAAAAAUAAAAGGCUUCUGGACCCCGCCAAUACCCAGCAAUUUGAUGACUUUAAGAAAUGCUAUGGAGAAAUCCUCUACCGCUGGGGUCUGAGGGAGAAACGAGCUGAAGUGCUGAAGUUUGUUUCCUGCCCUCCUGAUCCUCACAAAGGAAUCGAUCCUGCCGAAGUGCCUACAUAGAGCUUUUCUGUAAAGACACAACCAUGCGAGGAGAAGUAAUGUUGGCAGUAAAACUUGGGACCUGGUGGGGCAGAUAGGUUAGUGAUACCUGAUCUCACGGGGAGAAAGCUGAGCCCUGAACUGGCAGGCAGAAAGACAGCAACGCACAUGGAAGAACCCCCGGGUGGCUCAGGAAUUAGUGGUACCGCGUACCUCUGCAAGUGGCAUGAAGGUGAGGUCAAAAACAGGAGUAUUGUGUCAUGGCCUUUCUAGGGUCCCCAGAUCCCCACUCCUAGUUUGCAGAGCAGUUACCACCCUUCCUCUCCCCCAGCAGAAAACGGAAGUUCAUUCUCCAAAGAAGGUGGACACAUUUCCCAAUAAAGGGGCCGCCACGUAGCUAGCAUACGAAUGAGGAAAGACCCAGGAAUGUAGAGAAGAUCCUAGAAGCUUCCAGAGAGAGAAAACAGGUCACAUACAAAGGGUAGGAAUACGAAUAGCAUCACACUCCUCGGGAGCAGUGAACUAGAUACUGGAACUAGAUGACAGCAGUGCAGCAGUGCCUUCCCUGUUCUCAAGAAAAUGACCCUCUUAGAAUCUCUUAGAAUUCUAACCUAGAAUUCUGUACCCAAGGUAUCCAUCAAGUGUAAAAGUAGGCCUUCAGCCUAUCCAAGGAGGAGAAAUAGAUUCAAGCCAGGAAACCAGGGUGUUGGGAUGAUGGUGAAGGGAGAUGUACGUGACAGACCUGAAGACAGACCAGUCCAGGUUGGAGCUUCAGAGCAUUGUCUCCAAGAAGAGAAAAAAAAAAUCUGUGUAUUUCAGUAUAUAUAGUGUAUUUCAGUAUUCAGUGUAUUUACAGAAGAUUCAGAUGUUUGGAGAUGAAUUAUCAAUAAGUAUGUAACUAAGCAAACAGGAAAAACAAGACUACCUCUAGGAGGAACAAAAUGUGCAAGAAAGAAAGGAAGUCAUCAUGGUACGUGGCUUGGCUUGAAUAAUAUUUACCUAGAGAAAUAAUGUGAAAACAGUGCUGAUCCAACCAACUGAUAAUAGAACCACAUGGGGAAGAUGAGGAACAGGUGGUACAUGAGUCUGGUUGGGGAGAUUGGGGAAUGAAAGAGCUUCCACCGGGGAAGGUCAAGAGACAGUGCUUAAAUAUGACAAUUAAAUAGCUUUAUGAACAUGUUGUGUAGAGAUAGGGAGGUAGGAACAGAAGAAAUAGUUAAGAAUUUCCUCUAGAGGGUGAUGGAUGUGGGAGUGGAAGGGAAUGCUGCUUUUCAUAACACGAUACAUAGAAUAAUUUGACCCUUUAAGUUGUGCGAGUAUAGUUUCAAUUAAAAAAAAAAACCAAACUAAUAUAUAAAUACAUACAUACUAAUACAUACAUUGAAUAACAAGGAUUAUUUUAAUAUGGAUUAUCUUUUUUAAAAUUUAUUUUUUUAAAUUUUUGGUUGUGUUGGGUCUUUGUUGCUGUGCACGGGCUUUCUCUAGUUUUGGCGAGCGGGGGCUACUCUUCGUUGCGGUGCGCAGGCUUCUCAUUGUCAUGUCUUCUCUUGUUGCAGAGCACGGGCUUUAGGUGCGCAGGCUUCAGUAGUUAUGGCACGUGGGCUCAGUAGUUGUGGCUCGCGGGCUCUAGCGUGCAAGCUCAGUAGUUGUGGCACACGGGCUUAGUUGCUCCGUGGCAUGUGGGAUCUUCCCGGGCCAUGGCUCAAACCCGUGUCCCCUGCAUUGGCAGGCGGAUUCUUAACCACUGCGCCACCAGGGAAGCCCCAAAUAUGGAUUAUCUUGGUGCGCGUACGUAAAGAAAUGCAGACAGAAAAUGCUAUUUGGGUACAUAUUUUUCAGAGCAUCUACAUGCAUGAAAGUAUAUCAGGGAGAGAUUAAUGAUGGCCUGGAGCAAUUUGUCUUUUAAAAUUAGUUUCCAGGAAAAUAAAUGAAUCACAGAGAUAUGUAACUGAUGUGUCAAUCCGUCAAUCAGUUAGACGUAUUGACAUCUCCUAUUAUAAAGGUCGUGCUGGGUUCUGUGGGCUGGACAAAGAACUGUAAAGUGUGGUUUGGGGAGGGGGUCAUUCAAGAAGUCUAUAAUCCAAUCAGAGAGAUGAAACAGAAGCUCAUGAAGACUCAAAUGAUGAUUGAGAAUGAAUAGUCUGUCCUAAUACCAUUACAAACAAUGCUAAAAAUUUCAGAAAGAAGGGGGGAGUGUGGAUUGUGGAAGAGUCACAGACAAAAACAUUAAGUAUUUCAUCCUUAAAGUUUUUCCUUUGGAAGAGUCAGACUACCCAAAUACAGGAAAUAGCAGGUAUUGAAUAUGACAAGGUUGCCAAGUUGGUCUCCUCCUGGUGGAAAACCAGCAGUUUCCUCUCACAGUUACCACAUCUGCAAGGGUCACUCCGUAUCAGCAGCAAGAUUUGAGGGAUGAAGUUGUUUUCAUUUAGGGGAUUAGAUAUUUAUAGAAAGGACUCCAGGCUUCAUUUAUUUUGAUGAGAUAAUGCUAGACAGAGUAUUCUUUACAAAAAGAAAAAAGAAAAAAGGAAAAAAAAACUCCAUAUGCAAGGUGGUUUUCAUCUUUGUUUUUUCUAUUGAGGUAUGAGGCGCUAGGUCAGAAUGGUGGUAGAGAAGGUGCAGCCCACCCCGAGUUCCUAUCUGCCCACCUGAAUUUUAUUCAGCAAUUUUCUGUUUUGGUUUAUUAAUUUAAUGUCUUAUUUACUUGGCUGGGUUUACUUACAUUUGUGUAAUGUGGUGUUAAUUAACACACAUAACUCUUCUGUGUGAUUAACAAACUAGAAUUGUAUGACACUAAACCUUUGGAGUUAGCUUCCACCUGGAGGUUCCGUAAAGCCUUGGGAAUCAUAAUUUGAUCGUUCCAUGUACAAGCAGUAUUUUUAUUGUCCUUAUUAGUUUGUCUGUUAGGAACCAAGAAUGAUCCAUUUCGCCUCUACCAGGUUUCACCUGCAAAGCCUGUACCUGUGAUUCUGUGCCUCCUUCCCUGAGAUCCCCCAAGUUAAUCAGUGUUCCAGGGAAAGACACUUGACAGCUUUGUGGUUUUCAUCAGUGUCUUAUAGUUUUCCGAGUAAAGGUCUUCUACCUCCUUAGGUAGGUUUAUUCCUAGGUAUUUUAUUCUUUUUGAUGUGAUGGUAAAUGGGAUUGUUUCCUUAAUUUAUCUUCCUGAUAGUUCAUUGUUAGUGUAUAGAAAUGCAACAGAUUUCUGUAUAUUAAUUUUGUAUCCUGCAACUUUACUGAAUUCGUUGAUGAGCUCUAGUAGUUUUCUGGUGGUGUCUUUAGGAUUUUCUGUGUAUGGUAUCAUGUCAUCUGCAAACAGUGACAUUUUUGCUUCUUCCUUUCCAAUUUGGAUUUCUUUUAUUUAUUUUUCUUGUCCGUUUGCUGUGGCUAGGGCUUCCAGUAUUAUGUUGAAUGAAAGUGACAGGAGUGGUCAUCCUUGUCUUGUUCCUGAUCUUAGAGGAAAUGCUUUCAGCUUUUCACUGUUGAGUAUGAUGUUAGCUGUGGGUUUGUCAUAUAAGACCUUUAUUAUGUUGAGGUAUGUUCCCUCUAUGCCCACUUUAUGGAGAGUUUUUGUCAUAAAUGGAUGCUUAAUUUUGUCAAAAGCUUUUUCUGCAUCUAUUGAGAUGAUCAUAUGGUUUUUAUUCUUCAAUUUGUUAAUGUGAUGUAUCACACUGAUUGAUUUGCUGAAAAAUCCUUGCAUCCGUGGGAUGAAUCCACUUGAUCAAGGUGUAUGAUCCUUUUAGUGUAUUAUUGGAUUCAGUUUGUUAAAAUUUUGUUGAGAAUUUUUGCAUCUGUGUUCAUCAGUGAUAUUGGCCUGUAAUUUUCUCUUUUUGUGUGGUAUCUUUGUCUGGUUCUGGUAUCGGGGUGAUGCUGACCUUGUAAAUUAUGAGUGUUCCUUCCUCUGUGAUUUUUUGGAAUAGUUUGAGAAGGAUAGGUGUUAACCCUUCUCUAAACGUUUGGUAGAAUUCACCCGUAAAGCCUUCUGGUCCUGGACUCUUGUUUGUUGGGAGUUUUUAAAUUACUGAUUAAAUUUCAUUACUGGUAAUUGGUCUGUUCAUAUUUUCUUUUUCUUCCUGGUUCAGUCUUGGGAGAUUGUACAUUUCUAAGCGAUUUUGAACACAUUCCACAUCCCUUUGUACCUCCUAAAGUGACAAAAGUUAGCAUGUUUACCAGCAUCACCCAAAGUGGAUGCAUACUCUUACCAACUGUUAACUGGUGGUCAUGCCAUUAUGUGCAACAAUGAGUGGCAAGAGAGAAUAUUAAGAUUAUGCUCAGUGACUUAGUGUUUUUGUAUUUUUUCUCUUUGGGAAUUUAAAUCCCUUUAGAAAUUGUCUACACCCCUAAAGAUUAUUUGUUAGUUAAAUGAAAUAUAAGUUCAAGGUCUUAAAGUUAAUAAGGAUGUUAGAAAUUAUGUUUAAGUGACACACUAAAAAGAAACAUGAUUACUAAUGAUGUAUUGAAUUUUUCAGCAAGAUGACAUUUUAAUCAUUUUACCCAGAUAGAAGUGGAGAAUAGUUUACAUAUACAGUUAUCUCAAGUGCCAAAGAACAACCCUUUUAAAAAGACGUGUUAUUAUCAUUCAGUUUACGUGAACACAUGGUUUUUACAUUUUCAUAAUUUUAAAUGUUGAAUCUUUUCAAACCAAUAAAACCAGUAAAGGAAACUUAAGAAAUACUAACUAAUCAGUUUUUAAUGAGAACGCAAAGUCUUACAUAAUAUAUACAGUUAUGCUUUACAGAACUAGAACAAAAAAUUCUUUAAUUUGUAUGGAAACACAAAAGACCCCACAUAGCCAAAGCAAUCCUGAGAAAGAAAAAUGGAGCUGGAGGAAUCAGGCUCCCUGACUUCAGACUGUACUACAAAGCUACAGUAAUCAAAACAGUGUGGUACUGGUGCAAAAACAGAACUAUAGAUCAAUGGAACAGGAUAGAAAGCCCAGAGAUAAACCCAUACACCUAUGGUCAAUUAAUCUAUGACAGAGGAGGCAAGAAUAUACAAUGGAGAAAAGACAGUCUCUUCAAUAACUGGUGCUGGGAAAACUGGACAACUACAUGUAAAAGAAUGAAAUUAGAACACUCUCUAACAUCAUACUCAAAAAUAAACUCAUAAUGGACCAAAGACCUAAAUGUAAGGCCAGACACUAUAAAACUCUUAGAGGAAAACAUAGGCAGAACACUCUUUGACAUAAAUCGCAGCAAUAUCUUUUUUGAUCUGUCUCCUAGAGUAAUAAAAAUAAAAACAAAAAUAAAUAAAUGGGACCUAAUUAAGCUUAAAAGCUUCUGCAGAGCAAAGGAAACCAUAAACAAAACAAAAAGACAACCCACAGAACGGGAGAAGAUGUUUGCAAAUGAAGCGACCAAUAAGGAAUUAAUCUCCAAAAUACGCAAACAGCUUAUGCAGCUCUGUAUCAAAAAAAAACCCCAAACAACCCAAUCAAAGAAUGGGCAGAAGACCUAAAUAGACAUUUCUCCAAAGAAAACAUACAGAUGGCCAAAAAGCACAUGAAAAGGUGCUAAACAUCACUAAUUAUCAAAGAAAUGCAAAUUAAAACUACAAUGAGGUAUCACCUCACACCAGUCAGAAUGGCCAUCAUCAAAAAGUCUACAAACAAUAAAUGCUGGAGGGGGUGUGGAGAAAAGGGAACCCUCCUACACUGUUGGUGGGAAUGUAAAUUGGUGUAACCACUAUAGAGGUUCCUUAGCAAACUAAAAAUCAAACUACUGUAUGAUCCAGCAAUCCUACCAGGACAUAUAUCCAGAGAAAAACAUACUUUGAAAAGACACAUUCAUCUCUAUGUUCAUAGCAGCACUAUUCAUAAUAGCCAAGACAUGGAAGCAACUUAAGUGUCCACUGACAGAUGAAUGGAUAAAGAAGAUGUGAUACGUAUAUACAAUGGAAUAUUAUUCAGCCAUAAAAUAACAAAAUAAUGCUAUUUGCAGCAUCAUGGAUGAACCUAGAGAUUAUCAUACUAAGUGAAGUAAGCCAGAAAGAGAAAGAGAAAUAUCAUAUGAUAUCACUCAUAUGUGGAAUCUAAUUUUUUUUAAAUGAUACAAACGAACUUAUUUACAAAACAGAAACAGACGUACAGAUACUGAAAACAAACUUAUGGUUACCAGAGGGGAAACGUGACGGGGGAAGGAUAAAUCAAGAACUUGGGAUUAACAUACACACAUUACUAUAUAUGAUAGAUAACCAACUAGGACCUACUGUAGAGCACAGGGAACUCUACUCAAUAUUCUGUGAUAACCUAUAUGAGAAAAGAAUCUGAAAAUGAAUGAAUAUAUGUAUAACUGAAUCACUUUGCUGUAUCCUUGAAACUAACACAGCAUUGUAAAUCAACUAUACUCUAAGAAAUUUUUUUUUAAAAAGUUAUGCUUAGAGAAAGAAGACACCUUUUUUCUGGGGG